Phialemonium atrogriseum is the source of this 2973-nucleotide messenger RNA. RefSeq names its product DNA helicase. Bases 1 to 2973 code for a protein of 990 amino acids. The record is from RefSeq and is a predicted model, not a curated record. Gene Ontology annotation, molecular function: 5'-3' DNA helicase activity. NCBI's taxonomy places the organism in Eukaryota, Fungi, Ascomycota, Sordariomycetes, Cephalothecales, Cephalothecaceae. The transcript has 9 exons.
AUGCCUCAGCCUGGACCUAAGAAAGGCGCUGGAAAGCAACCCAGCGAGCCCGCUAUCGGCGGCAAGAAACUUGGAUUCCCAAACGAGAUCACCAACCAGAUCGUCGUGUCUCUCGUUACGUCCCUGUCGCCCGACACCUUGACCUUGAAGAGAGGCUUUGGAGUCUGCCACACGUUCGACCGGAGAAAUCAGAGGAUGGUCCCAACCGACCUCUACCGGAUUACGGUCAAGUUCCCCCGCGGCCAGUUCAGCCGCUCAUCCGCGGAUAUGACAGUCAGGAACUACCUCCCUUCUGCCGUUCAGGCUAGCAAGAACCUCACUAUCCUGAUUGUUGAUGUCCACGCCGACGCGGAGGUGACUGUCGAGGGGUUUGGCAUGCCGUUCACCAAUCCGGGCCACCCUAGCGAGGGGUGGAUCAACAAAGACGAGGCCAUCAUCGACAAAGUUACCCUGUUGGAUAUCUUGCAGCAGCGGCAUUUUGCUUUUGUGGUUGGCUUAACGGCUGACAGCGUCGAUUUUGCAUGGGACCCCAUGGCGCUUGGCGACCCGUUCUCCUAUCCCUAUGGGACCGAGCAUUCCUGGGACAUGGCGCGAUACAAGACCAUGCUGUUGAAAACUAAGGGCCACCAAUUUGCACCUGCUUCUCGUUUUAUCAAUGACAACGAGCAUGUUGCCUGCCUGACGCAGUCUGUCGUCCAAGAUACCUUCUGGUUGGAACAGGACGCCGAGACAAUCCGUAACAGGAACUUCUCCGCAUAUUUUGUUACGACGGGCCACGGCGCCGUGGACCAGAUGUCCACUUUCUACACCAUCGUGUCUCUGAAUCCGACAUUCUAUUCGGAGUUCGAAAUCUCCUGGCGCCGCCUAAGCAAGUGUGACUCGCUCUUCCUCCGCCUCUUCAAGGAUAAAGAGGACCCGUCGCCGGUAAAUUGGCAGGCUAAGCUCGUGGACAAUCCGAAGGACUUCGACGCGGGACUCCACGAGGCUGAACGCAAAGUCAAGGCCACCUGCCUGCUUCUGCCUGGCGCAGAGCCGUUCAACCCUGUCGGCUGCCGUGACCGACAGGAUGCUGCUCUCACCCCGGUCGACCUUCGCGCGGACGUCGAACACAUGAUGCGGCUCCAGCGUGACCUGAUGAGAGGCACGGGCUUCUGGCCGAGCUGCAGACCCCACCGUGAGGCCGUCAUCGAGAUCACUACCGCCCUUAACGCUGUCAAUAUCGACGACGGCGGCGAGCAGGUGAAAGAAGUCCGCAAGACGAGACCAAUUCCUUCAGUCAGUCUCUUUGACACCAAAAACGCGGCCUAUCUCGAAUCCCUAUUGGAGGAGGCCCUCGUGGAUGACCGCGCCCGGUUCAAGGCGUAUAUGAGCGAGAGACCACUUGGGGUUGGGCUCAUCACAGUGCCUGCCGGAACUAAUCUGACUCCACUGCAACUAUGGCAAGACGACCGCCAUCCGGCCGGCGUCGUCGGCAUGAUGGCCAACCCAAGGAUCGGCAAGGUCUUCGGAUCGGCACCCAGCCACGGCGCCGUCGACAACUUCGCCGCGCGCGUCGCUGAGGUCGAUGCACGGGUCACAAGUCGUUAUAACGAGACUAUGCAGCAGGUCGACCCCACCCACGUCCCUCUCCAUCGCCGCCUCAUUGUCCGGGGAUACAGGAUCGAGCACGAGAUCGCGGCUUUCAAGCACUUACUCCAGUUCCCUGACAACCCCAACAACGCGGCCCCUCAUGGACGGUGGAAGAAGUCGCAUUGGAAGCUGCCCUUCUCGCCUACGUUCUGGCUGUUGGUCGUGCUCCGCCACAAGGGUAUCGAGACCAGUCUCGGUCCAGGCGACAAGCCAUCCCUCCUUUCGCUGCGUGAAAAGAUAGACAACGCUGAGGAGUUGGCUCCCCUCUGUGACGUUGCCACAGGCAAGAUUGACUGGGCAGAGUACGUGAGCACCAAGGGCGUGCACGACAACAAGAUCCGCGCGCUGCUAGAAGACAUUGUUGCUGAAGCGGAUGGGCUCUUCACUGUCCCGGCCGCCGUUAGCCAAGAGGACCAGCCAUACUUUCGCUGGCACAGAGAGACCGCGCAGGGAAUUGCCAUCGACGAGGCUGGAAAUAUGGGGCGUCCGGAUGCUUAUGCGUCAGUCCUAGGGUUCUUAAAGGAAAGCGGCUUUCCAGUCUACCGGCUCCGGACCCAGCUUCGCAUGGCGAAGGGUCAGUUUGACAUGAUCCACCGCCUCAUCUACAGCAAUCUCCCACUGAGAUACGGUCCGGAGUGCGAUAUUAGUCGCCACCACCAUGCAAAUGGGGUUAGACUGGAGGCGUACCUGACCGAGAGGUACCCCAGCCUGAAGCCGUCUCCGCCUGAUACCCUCGCACCAGUCUUCGUCAACUGCAAAGGUACAUAUACCCUUGUUGACCCUGUCACCCGGUCCAAGAAGAACCCCGAUCAAGCCCGCCUGGCCCUAGACUUCAUCAGCGACUUCGUCGAGAAGUCGGGCGUGGACCCCAGCAAAGUCGUCGUGUCCAUCUCACCGUACAAGAUGAACGUCGAAUGCAUCAAUACCAUGGUUCGGAAAGAAUACCCGAUCCUGCACACGAUGCAGCUGGCGGCCACUGUCGACUCUUUCCAGGGACGGGAGGGCCAGAUCGCUGUGGUGGUCAUGGGCACCACCCAGAAAUCGGGGCCCGGGUUUACGACAGACAAUGAGCGGCUCACCGUGAUGAUGACUCGGCAGCGAAGUUCACUUCUGGUGUUCGGCGACCUCGACGUCACCGGGAAGAUAGAGGGGAAGGAUGCGGCUAAGCUGGAGAAGGAGGCUAAUAAGCGCAUCCAAGUCGUGGAUGAUGAGGGGCAGGUCCACUUUGCUAAGGCGGUUUUGCUGCGCAGCAUCAUGGCCCAUUAUGUCAAGAUGGGGCGAGUCAUCAAACUUGAAGCCCCGAAAAAGGUCACCGCAGCGGCUGCCAGUGGACCAGGCCAGUAA